AUGUUGAAUUACAUUCUAAAUUAUGAUAAUGAAAAUAUUGAAGAGGAUGAAGAGGAUGAGUAUGAAGAAGAUGAAUAUGAAGAAGAUGAAAAUGAUGAAGACCAAGAUGAAGAUAAUGAAGAAGAAGAGGAAGAAGAAGAUGGUGACGAAGAAGAUGGGGAUGAAGAUGAUGAUAUUAUGGAAAAUAACAAUUAUCAAGCAAAAAGAACUACAGUUAAACUCAAUGUUGAUGAAGAUAGCUCAGAUGAUGAAUCAUCAAAUUCAAAAGAACAUUAUUAUUUAUUUGAAGCGUUAUUAAAAAAAAACAACAUUAAUCUUUACCCAAUUGAAGAUGAAAAAUUUGAUGCACAACCUUAUUUAACAUUUUUAAAUUCAAUGACACUAUCUUAUCCAACACUCACUUUCUCACAACCACUCUUCAACUUUAUCUUUGAAAAAUUAAAUAAUCGUGAUACAGAAUCAAUAAUUAAAGAAACUAGUAUUCAUAAAUUUCCAUUUUGUCAAUUUGAAUGGACAAAAAAAACAUGGUUUUUUAGGUGUAAAGAUUGUGCACAAACUGAAACAUCAUGUAUUUGCAUAUCAUGUAUGGAGAAUAGUAUUCAUAUAAAGGAAGGUCAUGCAUUUAUGAUUGAGGAGAGUGGGCUUGGUGGUUGUUGUGAUUGUGGUAAUCCAGAUUCAUUUAAACCAUCAGGGUUUUGUACAAAGCAUAGGGAUCAAAAUUCACCAGAACAUCCAUCCGAUAAAUUGAAUGAAACUACUAAAAAAAACUUUCAUAUUACCAUUAGAAUAUUGGUGGUCCAUUUAUUAAGAACAUUGGAUUCAUUAAGAUUUGAUAACCCAAAAGAUACUUUCUCUUCUUUUAAUGGAUUGGAAUUAUUAUUCGCUGAUUUUAUUAGAGAUGAAAUAUUAAAGAAAAAAAAGAGAUUAGAUGCUUUAGAUUUUCAAAAUCGUAGAACUAGAGUUCAACAUCAUCGACAACAACAACAACAACAACAACAACAACAACAACAACAACAACAACAACAACAACAACAACAACAACAACAACAACAACAACAACAACAACAACAGCAGCAAGAACAGAUACCACAGAUACUUCAGCAACAACAACAACAGUUUGUAUUCCCAGGAAUAGAUCUACAAGAAAUAGCUGAACUUCGUCAAAUUAAUUUUAUUGAUAGGGUAUUAGAUAUGGGUAAUAAUAAUUUAGUUGGAAACGUUUUACAAGGCCAACAACAAAUGCAGCAUCCACUACAACAACUACCACAAGAGCAACCACAACUACAACCACCACAAGAGCAACAACAACAACAACAACAACAACAACAACAACAACAACAACUACCACAACAGCAACAACCACCUCAAGAACAACCACAAGAGCAACAGCAACAACAGCCAGAAGAAGGCAACUUAGGAUUUGGAAACCUUUUGGUAGACAAUAAUAUUAUUCAGUAUUUCCAUCGUUUUAUUAACAAUAUUAACAAUGAAGCAAUUAUAAAUAAUGGAUUAGGACCUAGAUUUAUAAACAACAACAACAACAACAACAACAACAACAACAACAACAACAACAACAACAACAACAACAAUAAUAUUAAUAAUAAUAAUAAUAAUAAUAAUAAUAAUAAUAAUAAUAAUAAUAAUAAUAAUAAUAAUAAUAAUAAUAAUGAUAAUGAUAAUGAUAAUAUUGGCAGAUACAUCAACUUUUUCGACAACCAAAACAGAAAUAAUCAUUAUAAUGAAGAAGAAGAGGAAGAAGACGUUAACUAUAGUAGUGAUUAUAGUAAUACCAAUAAAGAAAAUAGUGAUAGUGAAAUGAUUCAAGAUAGUUCACUCGAAGAAAUGGAUGAAGAUGCUGGCAAUAAUGUAGAUUUAAGAAAUUUAAUGUAUGAUUCUGAUUCUGAUUCCGAUUCUGAUUCCGAUUCUGAUUCAGAUGAACAUAUCGAUCGAUUUAAUGCACUUAGAGGUUUAAUUAAUAAUAAUGGUUUUAACCAGAUAAUGCGUGAUUUCCACAAUAAUAUACAACAACAACAACAAAAUAAUAAUAAUAAUCCAAAUAAUAAUAAUAAUAAUAAUAAUAAUAAUAAUAAUAAUAAUAAUAAUAAUAAUAAUAAUAAUAAUAAUAAUAAUAAUAAUAAUAAUAAUAAUAAUGAUAAUUCAGAUGAAGAAAUGAUACAAAACGAAGAAGCUGAUGAAUCAGAUUGUGGUGAUGAAACUGAAUUAUUUAAUGAAGUAUUUAGUAAAAAUUUUCAUAUAUUUAAUGAUAUUACUAAACCAAUUUCAUCAAAUACAAAAUUGAAUAUGGAUACACCAAUAUUUAAGAAAAAUAUUAAAAAGUUUACAAAGAAAUUAGUACUCAGUCAAUCAUUUAAUUUAUUCAAGUUUAUUGAUAGAUUAGCAAGAAAAUCAUAUCCACUAUUGUAUAUAAUCUCUGAGGAGUUUAGUCAACGUAUAUUGGAUCCAAAUAGUUUUGAUUUAUAUUCACCAGUGAAAUUACCAUACUCUGAAGUACUCUCUUAUGAGAAUGUGGAUCAAUUAAAGAGGGAAAACAAUGCAGUGGGAUCAAUCAUUUCAUUGAUCCAUGGCGAACCAAGAGUGUUGAUGAUAUUUAGACCAUUGAUUAUAACAAUAAUUGGUAAUAGAUACUUUAAGUUUAUCUUUUGUGAGGAGUUUUUAACCAAUUAUCCAAAGUUGGCAUUGUCUUCAAAUUCUCAAGUUAGAUCAUUGGUAUCGGCCAUUUCAUGUCAAAUGUUUGAAUUACCCUCAAUCGCUGUACCAUUUUCAACUGGUUAUUCAAAACAAAACCUUUUAUCAAUUUUAAUUAAAACUAAACUUUCAUUGGUUCAAACAAAGAAUAAAUAUGAUCUAUACAAUGCCACACAGAGAAAGAACUAUGAUCAAGAGUUUUAUUGUAAUCAAGAUUAUAAUUAUAUCUCCAAUAUUUUUAGACACGACAAAAAUUGUGAAUAUAUUGAUAACAACUCUGAUACCGUUGUAAAUUCUCUAUUGGCAAUCACUGAUGAAAUUCAAUUGUUAUGUCCAAUCAAAAGAGAGACUCAAAAAGCAAUUGAAUACGAGCUACCAGUGAUUUCAAAUGUGGUUUCAAUUGAAUGUCAAUCAUUUAUGGCAUUUGAUACAUUCUUUCAUAGUUUACAUAAACAAGGUUUUUCAAGUUUAAAGUAUUUAGACAUCCUUUUGAGCCAUUUACAAUUGUCAAUUGAUAGACAUCAAAACCCAGACACUGCUCUUCAUAGAAUGUUUAGUGGUACUUUAUUACCAAAGGCAAAUAUAUUAAGUGGUGAAGUCGCUGUACCAUUACAUUUACCAACCAAUAGAUUAAUUGGAAUUUAUUUAUUGAAUUCAGUUUAUGACUCACCUCAGUAUUCAUUUGAUACAAUAAAAUCAAAGAUACCAUUGGAGACUGUUUUAUUUUUGGCAACCAAAUCAAUGUUACCCGCUAUUCUAGUGGGUCAACAUCAAUGUCGUCUAUGGGAAAGAAAUUUAAAUAUUAGUGAUUUCACCUCGUAUUAUAUUUGGUCUUUGUUUUCAAUCGAUUUAACAUUGGUACAAUAUUGUUCAAUGCUAUUGGGUACUAGACAUUUCAUAUUGUUAGCAUUGAAUAACUUUUCAGGUAACUAUAAUAUGGAUACUGAUAAUCCAACAAUGUUAUCCCAAUUCCUAAAGUAUAUCAUUGUUAUCAUUCAACAUAGAAAACAAGCAAAAUAUGGUAUUCAAGAAGCAAGAUAUCAUAUAAUUCAAGCCUUAACUUUUAAUACCAAUAACUUUUCAAAACUUUUAGAUCAACGUAAAGAAUUUACAUUAUUCAAUGUUGAAGAUAUAAUUAAACAAGUUAGUCAUCAACCAAAACCAGAUGGAAAGUUAAUUUUGAAACCAGAGUAUUGGGAUCGUUUCGAUGUUUAUUAUCCAUAUCAUUAUUUCGAUCCAAAUUCUUUCACCUAUAAAUCAUUGGCAAACUAUUAUGAUUACUUAAAACAAAAUAAUCACCCAAUACCAGAAUCUUAUCCAUUACCUUCAAAAACUGAUCCUUUACCUGAAAAUUUAAAAAAUGUUGAAAAAUUAUUAAAUGAACCAAUUUUAUUUACAAUUUUAAAUUCAAUUUUAUUAAAAUUUUUAUAUCCAAAUUAUAAUUUAAUUUCAAAUUCAAAUAAUAAUGUUCAAAAUAAUGAUGAAAGAGAUAUGGAUUUUUAUAUUUCAAAUUUCCUUAGUUUAAUGUUAUCUGCCGGUAAAAUUAAAGUUGAUUCAAAUGAUUUUAAUCAAUAUUAUGAUCCAUUACUCAAUCAUACCUUAUACAUUAUAGUUUUAUCAGUUAGAACAUUUUUAGAAUCUUCAAUCUCUUUGACUGAUCAACAAUUAAAACAACAAUUUUCAAAAUUAAUUAAUAUGUCAAUUGCAAAUGAAAAAAUUGAAAAAUCUUUAUUCAAUGAUAAUAUCAAAUCUGCUGAUGGUGAUAAUCCAAUGUUACUUUUAUUUAAACCAAUUGAAAUUAUUAAAAAUAUUGAAGAAAAUGAAGAGAAAUUAGAUUUUAAUAUUAAAGAAAAUAAUAAUAAUAAUCAAAAUAAUAAUCAUAAUAAUAAUCAAAAUAUUGCUGAAACAAAUUUAUUAAAUUUAAUAAUAGAAUUAUCAUUAAAUAUUGAAAAGAAUAAUGUAUUUUCAGAUAAAAAGAAUUUAAUUAACAAAUUAUUUACAAUGUUAUAUGAAUAUGAUAAUAAUAUUGAAAAGUUAUUAAAGGAAAAGAAAUUAGAUAUGGCAUCAUUAUUAUCACAACAAAGUGAAAUUGAUGCAAAUAUUAGAAAGAAAAUCGCUCAAGAAAGACAAGAAGAAAUUAAAAGAAAAAUGAGAAUGCAACAAUUACAAUUCUUACAAUCUAAUGAACUUUUAAAUGAUGAUGAUGAUGAAGAUUUUAAUGGUUCAUCAACAACUACAAAUGAACAUAUUCAUAGUGGUGAAGAAAAAGAUUUAGUUUGUGUAGUUUGUAAAAAUAAUUCAAAUAAUAUAACUGAUCCAAUUUGUUCAAUUGGUUUAAUUGAACAUUCCUCAAUUAAAAAGUUUACAAAUUAUCAAGCAUUUUUAAGAAGUUCAAAACCAGAGCAACAACAACAACAACAACAACAGCAACAGCAACAACAACACAAUGGAGAAGAAGUAAUUGAAGAGAAUAAAAAACAUGUUGAUUUACCAAUGAAUAUUGAAACCUAUGAAGAAUAUAAUAAAUAUGAUAUAGAUGAUUUAGAUAUAGAUUUAAAUAUAGAGUUGAUGCAAUUUUCAAAUAAAACUCGUGUUCAAACUUGUGGUCAUUAUAUACAUAGAAGUUGUUUAUCAGUUUAUGCACCAUACUAUGUAAAUGAUCACUUUAAAUGUCCAUUAUGUAAUCGUGCCUCUAAUAUUGCAUUAAUAGUUAAACCUAUUAAUCACUCUGAUCUUGUUGCUCACCCUGAAAAUACAGCAUUGGUUUCAAAUUUAUUCUUUUCAUUUGUAAACUCUGAUUGGAGUUAUCAAUAUCCACCAAAGCAAUUAAAUCCAUCAAAUGCUAUUUAUUUCUUGAAAUUUAUUUUAUCAAAUAUUGAAAUUUUAGAAAUUACUUCAAGAAAGAAUUAUAAUUAUACAAAUAGUGGUAUUAAUAAUUUAGAUGGUCUAAAUGGUAUUGGUAAUAAUAAUAAUAAUAAUAAUAAUGGUUAUUAUAUUUAUUCAAAAUCUGAAUUUCAACGUCAAUUAGAAACUUUAACAUUGUUAUAUAAUAAUGUUAUGAAAUUAACAGAUAUUCAAUUUAAUUAUAAAUAUUUCGAUUUCUAUUCUUUAGAUCAACAAAAGAGAUUUCACAAUAUUGACCCAUUUAUAAUUUGUGCAAUGAGUCAUUUCUUAAAUCGUGAUGUCAAUCCAUAUCCAUAUAUUUAUAAAUCAUACAUUCAUUUAGCAAGUGAUAUUAUUAGCUCAAGAAUUUCAAAUCCAGUUCAUGAAAAUUACUCUUUAUCAAAUGAAGGUGAAAUUGAAACCAUUGAAACAAUUCUAACUCCAUUCAUUAGAAAAGCUUAUUUAUUCCAUCAUUAUUGUUAUUUAUUAGUUAAUCAUAAAUCUACAAAUCCUUCAAAUCAAGAUACUAUCAAUACAUUUAGUGGUUUAUCAAUUGAAUCAUUCUCAAAUGUAAAAGAGUUGAUUAAGAAAUUAGGUUUACCUUCAAUCGUUGAUUUAGUCAAUAGUGAUGAAUUUUCAAAAAGAGGUACUAUCAAUCCACCUUCAACCCAAAAUUUAAUAUCAUUGCAUACUUUACCAUCUUAUUUACCAAGAUUCAUUGAUUUACCAAAUGAUCAUAUUGAAUUUUUAAUUAGUAACAUUACAAAAUCUUGUAAAAGAAAAUGUGAUUUAUUACCAAAAGGUGUUUGUUUAUUCUGUAGCACAAUUGUUUGUUUCAAUGGAGAUUGUUGUGAAGAUGAAUUUAAAGAUCAUGUUACAUUUUGUUCAUAUCAAGGUUUAUUUUUAGGAGUUUGUUCACCAGAGGUAUCAAUUGGUUUUGAUGAUGGUGAUAGAGAUUCAUCAUUAUGUAUCUAUUAUGAUAAAUUUAAUGAACCUGCUCUCAAAUCAAAACCAAAUCUUCAUUUAAAUUUAGAUUGUCUUAAAAAUAUUUACAUUCAAUUUUUAAAGGGAUUGAUAAAUCAAAGAAAGAAUAAUCAAUUAUAA
This is a messenger RNA of Dictyostelium discoideum AX4, 6693 nucleotides long. RefSeq lists its product as hypothetical. The coding region runs from base 1 to 6693 and encodes 2230 amino acids. Lineage: Eukaryota; Evosea; Eumycetozoa; Dictyosteliales; Dictyosteliaceae. The record is from RefSeq and is a predicted model, not a curated record. The transcript is spliced from 3 exons. Gene Ontology annotation, molecular function: ubiquitin protein ligase activity; zinc ion binding. Gene Ontology annotation, biological process: protein ubiquitination; ubiquitin-dependent protein catabolic process via the N-end rule pathway.